Messenger RNA from Theobroma cacao (cacao), 1216 nucleotides. RefSeq names its product chloroplast outer envelope protein 37 (gene OEP37). Lineage: Eukaryota; Viridiplantae; Streptophyta; Magnoliopsida; Malvales; Malvaceae. The record is from RefSeq and is a predicted model, not a curated record. Gene Ontology annotation, molecular function: monoatomic ion channel activity. Gene Ontology annotation, cellular component: chloroplast outer membrane. Gene Ontology annotation, biological process: monoatomic cation transport.
UUCUGCCCACAAAAAGUAAAAAAAAAAAGAAAGAGUCCAUUACUCUCUUUUCCUUCGAGUUCCAAUUUAGAAUUUGGAGCAAAAGAAAAGAAUGGUGGAACCUUCCCCUCCGAAUCCUGUCUACAUGGUCCCAGCAGUUACGCCACCAGGUGCAGGUGAUGGUGAUCCUCUUUUUCUUCCUCUGUCGCCGCCCAGCCCCAGUCCCAAGAGGCCGCCUUGGGUGCGUGUGACAUCAGAGUUUGACAGUGGGAGCCUGAUAUUCUUCCACAAGGUGUCAUGCAAGGUGUUUGACAAUCUCGCAAAGCUGAAGCUUUCCUUCAACAACAAUACGAAGCGGGAGAUCUCCCACCCCCACUUGGCCCUCACUUCCAAGCACUUGUCCGUCCAUUACGAUGUUGAGGAUCAAGAGGCCCUCAUCGAAACCUCCUUCCACGUGGCUCCCCGCUUGCACUUCAAAACUGCUCACUUUCUCAAGGCACAACAAAGUGAGGUGACAAUGGUUGCAAACCUUGCUGAUCCUGGAUAUGCCCUUGAGCUCUCAUCUCCUGUUCCCUAUGUCGGUUUGCCUAGAGCAACAUUUAAAUUUCCUAUUGGUGAAGUUUCAUUGGAGGGGAGAGAGGACGAGGAAGUGAAGAGAACAUUUUCAGUAAAUGGUAUUAUUAAAGGUCAGGUUCUGAAUGGCGUCUGCGCUGCAAAUUACAAGGAUGAGGAGUUGAAAUUAAGAUAUACCUAUAAGGAUGAGGCACUAUCCUUUAUCCCAAGCAUUUCAUUGCCUUCAAAUGCUUUAUCAUUUUCUUUCAAGAGACGUUUCAGUCCAUCUGAUAAGCUGAGCUACUGGUACAAUUUCGAUUCAAACUAUUGGAGUCUUGUCUACAAGCACAAAUACGGGAAAGACUUCCAAUUCAAAGCUGGUUAUGAUUCAGAGGUUCGUGCUGCCUGGGCUUCUCUUUGGGUUGGAGAGGAAGGUGGCAGGGCAAAGACAGCUCCGAUGAAGUUGAAAGUCCAGUUUACUCUCCAAGUGCCUCAAGAUGACAUCAAAUCAUCAGCAUUAAUGUUCCGUGUCAAAAAGAGAUGGGAUAUAUAGUAGUUCUGAGUACAUAUCUGGGACAUCUUUCUCUCCUUUCUCAUACGGGUUCUGUAAGAUAGCAUAAUUCUGGGACACUUGCCAUUGUAAUGAUUUUAUUGCUACAUAAUCAUAUUCUCCCCCUUGGUUUUA